Ylistrum balloti is the source of this 1584-nucleotide messenger RNA. Its product is annotated as tubulin beta-4B chain. NCBI's taxonomy places the organism in Eukaryota, Metazoa, Mollusca, Bivalvia, Pectinida, Pectinidae. The transcript is spliced from 4 exons. Gene Ontology annotation, cellular component: cytoplasm; microtubule. Gene Ontology annotation, biological process: microtubule cytoskeleton organization; mitotic cell cycle. Bases 10 to 1344 code for a protein of 444 amino acids. The record is from RefSeq and is a predicted model, not a curated record. Gene Ontology annotation, molecular function: GTPase activity; structural constituent of cytoskeleton; GTP binding.
AUUACCAAAAUGAGGGAAAUUGUACAUAUGCAGGCCGGCCAGUGCGGCAACCAGAUUGGUGCUAAGUUCUGGGAGGUUAUUUCUGAUGAACACGGAAUUGACCCUACCGGUACAUACCACGGAGAUUCUGACCUUCAGUUAGAGAGGAUCAACGUGUACUACAAUGAAGCCACAGGAGGCAAGUAUGUUCCCCGAGCUGUCUUGGUUGAUCUGGAGCCCGGAACCAUGGACUCUGUCAGAUCUGGUCCUUUUGGACAAAUCUUCAGACCAGACAACUUUGUGUUCGGACAGAGUGGUGCUGGAAACAAUUGGGCUAAGGGACAUUACACAGAAGGUGCUGAGCUUGUAGACUCUGUCCUUGAUGUGGUACGAAAAGAAGCAGAGAGCUGUGAUUGUCUUCAGGGAUUCCAGCUUACACAUUCUCUUGGCGGUGGUACCGGCUCCGGCAUGGGAACACUCCUCAUCUCCAAAAUCCGUGAAGAAUACCCCGACAGGAUCAUGAACACCUUCUCAGUAGUACCAUCACCCAAGGUAUCAGACACAGUUGUCGAGCCAUACAACGCCACCCUCUCCGUCCACCAACUUGUCGAGAACACAGACGAGACCUACUGUAUCGAUAACGAGGCUCUCUACGACAUCUGCUUCCGUACCCUAAAACUGACUACACCCACAUACGGUGACUUGAACCAUCUCGUCUCCGCCACCAUGUCCGGAGUCACCACCUGUCUCCGAUUCCCUGGUCAACUGAAUGCCGAUCUCCGUAAAUUGGCUGUCAACAUGGUUCCCUUCCCCCGUCUCCAUUUCUUCAUGCCUGGUUUCGCCCCUCUUACAUCUCGUGGUAGCCAGCAGUACAGGGCUCUUACCGUCCCAGAGCUGACCCAACAGAUGUUCGACGCCAAGAACAUGAUGGCUGCCUGUGAUCCUCGUCAUGGACGUUACCUGACCGUCGCCGCCAUGUUCCGUGGACGUAUGUCCAUGAAGGAAGUUGAUGAACAGAUGUUGAACGUCCAGAACAAGAACAGCAGCUACUUCGUUGAAUGGAUUCCAAAUAAUACCAAAACCGCCGUCUGUGACAUCCCACCACGUGGUCUGAAGAUGUCUGCUACCUUCAUUGGUAACAGCACCGCCAUCCAGGAGCUCUUCAAGCGUAUCUCCGAGCAGUUCACAGCUAUGUUCCGUCGUAAGGCUUUCUUGCAUUGGUACACUGGUGAGGGUAUGGACGAGAUGGAGUUCACCGAGGCCGAAUCCAACAUGAACGACUUGGUGUCCGAAUACCAACAGUACCAGGAUGCCACCGCCGAGGAGGAGGGAGAGUUCGAGGAGGAAGGCGAAGAAGAUGCUUAAAUCUAGGGAAUAAGUUCACAACAACAUAAUGAUAGCUGAAGAAGAGACAGAGGAUGCAUAGACACCUACGACUAAAUAUAAAACUUCGCAUAGACAUAAUAAAUUUGUGGGGAAAAAUAAACUUCCCUGGGCAUCAAAUAAGUUUUGAACUAUAACAUCACAAAUUAUCUGAAAUACAAAUAAAAAAUUACAAUGUAAAAUGCAUUUGUAACAAAGUGCAGAGAAAGUCGUGUUUGUAUC